UGCGGCAAGCGGCUCGUCGGAUGGCAGAGGUGGGCACGCCGAUUGGGAGUGGGAGGAGGUGGCGACAGUGCUGGUGGGCAACGGGCAGAGCGUGGCGCCGUCGACCCGUAUCGCGGCCUUUGACAUGGACUCGACCAUCAUUACGACGGCGUCGGGACGGACCUUUGCUCGCGACACCAGCGACUGGCGCAUUCUCUAUCCAGAGGUCGGGCCCAAGCUGAACGACUUGGUGGCGCAGGGCUACAAGCUGGUGCUUUUCACCAACCAGAACGGGGUGGCUAAGGGCAAGGUGACAGCAAGCGGGCUGCAGGGCAAGAUCAAGGCCAUCUUCAGCGGGCUCGGUGUUCCCAUCCAGGUCUUUGCGGCGACUGACAAGGAUGAGUACCGCAAGCCAGCAACAGGCAUGUUUAAGCUGCUGGAGGAGCGGUACAAUGGCGGGCUGAAGGUCGACGUCGAGCACUCGCUGUACGUGGGCGACGGCGCCGGACGGGCGGCCGGAUGGGCCAAGGGCCGCAAGAAGGACUUUUCCUGCUCGGACCGCAAGUUUGCGUACAACGUCAAACUGCCGUUCUUCACGCCCGAAGAGUUCUUCCUCGACCAGCCGGCGGUGCCGUUCGAGUGGGCGGGAUCGAUCCCAAGAACAUCCCGCGUGGCCCGCCGGUGAUCACACCGCCGCUGACCGGCAGCGCCUUUGUCGCCUCGCCGCCGACCUUUGAGAUGAUUCUUCUUGUCGGCCUGCCCGGCUCGGGCAAGUCGCACUUUGCUACCACGCAUCUGGUACCUGCCGGCUACGCCUGGGCCAACCGUGACACACUCGGGACCAAGGCCAAGUGCAAGGCUGCGGCCAAGGCUGCGCUCGCGGCCGGCACCCCUGUUGUGGUUGACAACACCAAUCCGUCACCGUCCGCGCGGGCCGAGUACAUCAAGCUGGCGGCAGCGGCUGGUGCGCCAGUCCGGGUCUUUAUCUUUGAUGCCACACGGCCCGAGGCGCAGCACAUGAACGAGUUCCGCGCCAAGGUGACCGCCGGUGAGCGCAAGGCCGUCCCCGGCGUCGCGUACAACAUGUACAAGAAGCACUACGUCGAGCCGUCUCUCGACGAGGGCAUCGCAUCAAUCCAUCACGUAGCGCUCUCGGUCGACUUUGGCGACGACGUUGCCCGCGAGGAGCUCUUCAACGAGUUCACCUAGGCAGCACGACGGCGUGCCGUUACACGACGGCGCCCACCACAAGUAAAACUGCGCUGUAACUG
This is a messenger RNA of Thecamonas trahens ATCC 50062, 1250 nucleotides long. RefSeq names its product polynucleotide 5'-hydroxyl-kinase. Gene Ontology annotation, molecular function: double-stranded DNA binding; ATP-dependent polydeoxyribonucleotide 5'-hydroxyl-kinase activity; polynucleotide 3'-phosphatase activity. Lineage: Eukaryota; Apusomonadida; Apusomonadidae. Gene Ontology annotation, cellular component: nucleus. The transcript has a single exon. The record is from RefSeq and is a predicted model, not a curated record. Gene Ontology annotation, biological process: DNA repair. Bases 499 to 1188 code for a protein of 229 amino acids.